AUGUUAAAAAAGUUAAAAAACCAAAAUCUUAUUGAUCUCAUUGGUCGACAUUUACCUAAAAUAAUAGAAAUUAAUAAUAUGGCAUUAGAUGAAUCAAAAUUUGAUGAUGUUUAUAAUCUGAUUAAAGAAGCUUCAGAUCAAAGAGAUUUAGCAACAAUUCUUUAUUAUCAUUCCGAACUUUCCUCAACUUUACAGCCAAAAAUGGGAAAUCAUAGUAUUUAUUUAACAUCAGCUUGUAGAGGAAAUAUCCAACUAACAAAAGAUUUUGUAGAAUGUGGAGCAAAUAUUUAUCAAUGGGAUAUUUGUGAAGAUACUCUAAUCCAUAUUUUUGCCGAGAAUGGAUAUUGUGAUGCCUUAAAAUAUUUUAUGAAAUAUGAACAUGAUAUUAACAAACAAGAUAAAGAUGGAAACACUCCGCUUCAUUUGGCAAUUCUGAAUGAAGAAUAUGAAAUUUGCAAAUAUCUAUGCAAUUACUCAGGCAUUAAUAAGAAGAUCAAAAAUAAUGAGAAAGAAACUCCAUUAGAUAUUGCAAGGCGUCUAAACUUAAAUGACAUCAAAAAGAUGUUAAUAUGA
Trichomonas vaginalis G3 is the source of this 573-nucleotide messenger RNA. Its product is annotated as protein ubiquitination. Gene Ontology annotation, molecular function: protein binding. NCBI's taxonomy places the organism in Eukaryota, Parabasalia, Trichomonadida, Trichomonadidae. Bases 1 to 573 code for a protein of 190 amino acids. The transcript has a single exon. The record is from RefSeq and is a predicted model, not a curated record.